This is a messenger RNA of Rhizopus microsporus ATCC 52813, 618 nucleotides long. Its product is annotated as HLH-domain-containing protein. Bases 1 to 618 code for a protein of 205 amino acids. The transcript has 3 exons. Gene Ontology annotation, biological process: regulation of transcription by RNA polymerase II. Lineage: Eukaryota; Fungi; Mucoromycota; Mucoromycetes; Mucorales; Rhizopodaceae. The record is from RefSeq and is a predicted model, not a curated record. Gene Ontology annotation, molecular function: protein dimerization activity; RNA polymerase II cis-regulatory region sequence-specific DNA binding; DNA-binding transcription factor activity, RNA polymerase II-specific. Gene Ontology annotation, cellular component: nucleus.
AUGACCUACGAUGUUUAUCAUCCGCCUCAAGUUCCUUCUCAGCAAGGUUCUGCUAGCCCCGAGUCGAUCUCUUCUCGUCUCUCGCCUCCUGUUUCUUCUACUUUAUCUCCACCAUUGCUCUCUCCUCAUACAACUAUCACUGAGAAGAUUGCCAAUGUUAACAAGUUGCCUGAAUCAUUUUUACCCGAAUUCCAUCAAUACUCAAAGGAAACUUACGAAAAUGGAUCUUCAAAUAACAAAAAGCGUAGACGUGCAAACAAGCAUGACGACGAUAACAGUAACAGCAACAGCUCUUCCUCUGAGGAAGAUAUCGAUGGUGUCUCUGCCCAAGAAAUCCGUAGACAAAUUCAUAUCCAAUCCGAACAAAAGCGUCGCGCUCAAAUCAAGGAUGGUUUCGAAGAAUUGCGCCAACAUCUGCCUGGUUGCAUUAACAAAAAGAUGAGCAAAGCUGCCUUAUUGCAUAGAACUGUCCAACACUUGCAACAUCUUAAAAGAAACCAAGCGUCACUUUUGGCUGAAUUGGAACGCAUGAUGAGUGAAAAUGAACAACUGAGAAAGUUCCAAGAGUCCAUCUUGCAAAAGCAAGCACUCGAAAGAAUGUACCAGGUCAACAUGUAA